This is a messenger RNA of Talaromyces amestolkiae, 741 nucleotides long. RefSeq lists its product as uncharacterized. The transcript has a single exon. The record is from RefSeq and is a predicted model, not a curated record. Lineage: Eukaryota; Fungi; Ascomycota; Eurotiomycetes; Eurotiales; Trichocomaceae. Bases 1 to 741 code for a protein of 246 amino acids.
AUGAAUAAUUCAACAAACAACUCUUCCUUUCCCAACCCUAUCACGACGGCUGCCGCUGCCAAUGCUCAGUCUGGCCGACGACGCAUGUCUAUAACUACACUGGGCCUCUCUGGUUCUCCAACCCAGCCCUCCCCCUUUGGCGCCUAUGCGGGCCGUCGUGAGAGUCUCUCUAGUUCGGAGAGCUACGAAGACGCUGUGGACGAUAUCGAACAUUCUCCUGCCAACAACCCAACGUCUCCUUUGGCUAGACGCGUCUCGUUCGGUGCACAGGCAUUGAGAGACGUCCGUGGAGGAAGCGGUACUGGAAACGGUAGAUAUCCCUCUUCUGGAUCGUCUCCUUCGGCGACGCGGCGUCAUACUGCAUCGUCGACUAGUUCCACUUUUUCAAGAGAUAAUCCUUCUUCUUUGUCUUCAUCUUCAUCUUCUGCUGCUGCAGGUACUAGCACUCAAAAGCUUAAGAAUGAGAGAUCUGACCAGUCUUGGCGACCUCUAGGCGAGGGUUUCAACUGGUCCGCCGCCCUCCGGACCAGAGCCGAACGGGCUCCCUCUGUCGGAGGUUCAUAUCCUGCCUCUUCGCAUCUGCAACCAUCCAUGAUGAACCCAAAUGAUCCGAGUGCUCAUCAGCGCUCUGCUUCCAUUGCCAUCAUGGAGCAACCCACCCGUGAGAUUCCCAGGGAGCCGCGACAAAGCAAACCAGAUUUCUUCCAGGAGAAGAUCCUUCGAGCUGAUUUCAUGGAUUAA